Messenger RNA from Musca domestica (house fly), 597 nucleotides. Its product is annotated as ctenidin-3-like. The transcript is spliced from 2 exons. NCBI's taxonomy places the organism in Eukaryota, Metazoa, Arthropoda, Insecta, Diptera, Muscidae. The coding region runs from base 1 to 516 and encodes 171 amino acids. The record is from RefSeq and is a predicted model, not a curated record.
AUGAAGGUCUUCAUAUGUCUAUUAGCUGUUUGUGCCGUUGCCAAUGCUGGCUUCUUGUUUGGUGGUGGUAGUUCCGGUGGCGGCGGUGGUGGUCAUGGAGGCUGGUCUGGCGGCGGUGGUGGUGGGUCCGGAGGUCAUGGUGGCUGGUCUGGCGGUGGUGGUUAUGGCGGUGGUCAUGGUGGUGCCGGUCCCGCUACCGUUGUAAAAGUAAUCCACGAAACUGCUGAUGCUGGUUUUGGUGGUGGAGCUGGUGGUGGCUGGUCAGCCGGUGGCGGCGGUGCCGGUGGUUGGUCAUCAGGUGGCGGUGCUGGUGGUGCUGGCGGUGAAGUUAAAAUUGUCAAGGUCAUCUCUCAAGGUUUAUCCGGCGGCGGUGGUUAUGGUGGUCAUGGUCAUGGUCAUGGUCAUGGCGGUGCAUCUGGCGGCGGCCAUGUUAAAGUAAUUCAACUCAUUCAUGAAGAUGCUCCUGCACCAGGUCCAUCUGGAGGCUGGUCUGCUGGUGGUUCCGGUGGCUGGUAAUAACAGUACCCACACAAUCCUUGGCUUCAACUGGCAUCUCCUUCUAAUUCUAAGUUUAAUUUUGUGAUAUCUUGUUAUUGG